Molecule: messenger RNA, 2044 nt
Organism: Apis dorsata (giant honeybee)
Lineage: Eukaryota; Metazoa; Arthropoda; Insecta; Hymenoptera; Apidae
Source: RefSeq, a predicted model, not a curated record
UUAUAAUUUGUUAUAAAGUGUAGUGUUGCGUCGAUAAAAUAAUAACGAUGAUAUAAAAAUAGGAAUCGCGCGGGGGAGAGUUUAAAAAAGUUGAAUCAUAGCAUACUAGAUGGCGUAAGGAACACUGAUCGAGGUCGGUAUGUUAAAAUAUAUACGAUAGAAAGUUCCGUAAGAUGUCACUACUCAUCUGUUCUUGAUCAGUGUAACAGAUUUCUAUUGUAACAAUAUUGAUAUCGAGAUGGUGGAAAAUUAACUCCAAUGGACUGUGCACCAAAAAUUGUACAUCGAUACAAGUUUUCAUGAAUUAUUGGUUUAAUAUCUUGUAACCACGAUCAAUGACUGGAAUACUAUUCGUGACUAUGCAUUCUCCGAAGGCUGUCUAUCCGAAUACAAACGACCAAGGUCAUGAAUCUACGAUAUUUCUUCUUACAAAUCUGCAGCCUCGUUAAAAAGUAUCGUAACACGCACGAAUCUACUACCAAUCGCCCUACUCUCCGACCAAAAUAAUCGAUAAGAGGUUCUAGAAACUGGUUGAUGCAUCGACCUUUUUUGCCGAAAGAGAAGAAAAAAACCUUAUCGCUUACACGAUACGCAAAAAGACCACUGUAAGAAUAUCUCUUAUACUAUAUAUAUAUAUAUAUAUAUACCACGUGAGUACAAAAUACUUAUGUAUCAUAAUAACAAAGAAAAAUCAAAACUUCCAUUUCAUUUUUCAACGUGGGUUUGAAAAAUCAUCGUAUCAUCCACACGGUUCCCUCCAGAGGGCAGAAGUUACGCGGCCUAAUAUUAUAUUUCGGUAGAGACCCUACCGGAGAGCGGUGGAAAUAACUGUCACAGAAGACAAUUUAUGUUAAUGACUGUUCCUGGGUUCGAGAAGAGGCGCGAGGCCGGUCCAGUCUGCAGGCCUCCGUGGAGCGGAUCGGACAUCGCCGCUGCCGUCGCUCUCUCGCACGUCGGAUUUUUCCCCCCCCUCCAACGUCGAGGCAACCCCUCUUCGAUUCCCCUCUUCGUUUCAACCCCGCAAUGGUGACGCCCAACGUCGAUCCGGUUGUCCGCCACGCAAACUCGCGGGAUCCACGACCCAUGGCGCUUGUGCGUGACCCGUUUUAUCGUCGGAAAAUGCGCCGUGCCUACUUCGUGUCGAGAUUCAGAAUGUCGUUCGUGAUAUUAGUGACCAAGAAUAAUAGUCGAAGUGACUUGUACUUGAAAUAGACUCUUGUUGAAUUCUUCCUUCGUUCUUCUUUCGAAUUGUAAGUGUGUAAAAAAGAAUAAGGGGGGGAGGAGGAGAAAAGGGGACGAUGUGACACGAUGUUUGAGGGGGGGAGGGUGUCCUUCCUAUACACCGAUCCUGAGAACGUUAAAAUGGAUCCCUUCGGAUGGACGAGGAAGUGGAUGAGUUUUUGAUCGAGGGAUCGCAUAAAAUGGUGCUGCCGCCUGUGACGACGAUGCCCGCGGCUCGAGGGGAGAGAACAGAGGGAGACGACGGUGGGUUUGGAUGGUUGCUCGGCGAACGAGGGGAGAAGGAAGAGGGAGAGACAGAGAAAGAGAGAGAGAGGAGAUAGAGAUGGAGAUGUGCCGGCUGGCGAGCAGAUGGUUGCGCCGUUUAUUGGUUUAUUCGUCGGUUCAGCCAUCACGUCUCGUCCACCAGCCUGCGUUCCUCUUUUCUGCUCCUCGAAUCAUCCGAAGAUCGAUUGGAGAGGAAACGUGGCCAAACGUGCAAUCUUCCUUGCGGCGAAUGCAAUGUCUCUCUCCUUCGACUCGAAAGGGAAUUUUUUCGAGGAGGAAGGGAAAAAAUUUAUUCGGAUAUCCUUUGGAGAACGCUCUCUCGGAGAAACUGUUCGCCUUCUUCGCCCACCAGAUUCCGCCACCAGUUACGCGCCAUUCGCCGCCCACGCGACUCCGAUCCGCGUAUUCUCCUCCUAGUACAUUCUUUUGGAUUUCGGUUGGAUUACACCAUGUGUCCAUGGUUGGUGUGCAAGUUACGUUGGGCGAGGAAAAUUUCGUAGUCGCAAGUAUCCUCAAUAUCGAUAAUUACGCGAGAUAG